Durio zibethinus is the source of this 1186-nucleotide messenger RNA. The record is from RefSeq and is a predicted model, not a curated record. Lineage: Eukaryota; Viridiplantae; Streptophyta; Magnoliopsida; Malvales; Malvaceae.
AUGAAAUUUCAUCUCGCAUACUUAUAAUUGCAGAAGAAAUAUCUUUUAAUGAAUCAACACCCAAAUUCCAAUUCUGAUCUAGUCAAAGAUGAAACCUGGCCGGAUCCAGUCUAGAAUCAAAAGCCUGAAGCUGAUUCCUCAAUGUUAUCGUUUCAAAGUUUGGAAAAACAAGAAAGCAGACUAUUGCACAGAAGAUUCUUUUGUCAACCAUGGCUUACGACUGUCAUUAUCCAUUCGUCAGCCAUGGUUAGAUCUCUUUUUCCCGGCGCCCAUAUAGCGUCGACAUGAAGUUUUUUCCAGGCAAUUUCAAAAGUGAAAAAGGGAAAGAUCUUCAAUUAGUUUGCCCAGCCUCCACCCAAGUUCUUUCUUUUUCCUUGUAGCUAUGGCGCAUAAAACCUUAGAGAUCAACGUCAUCUCUGCAACAGACCUAAAAAAUGUCAAUCUCAUCGAUAAAAUGGACGUGUAUGCCGUCGUGUCCCUCAAGGGUGAUUCAUGGAAGCACAGGCAGAAGAUGAAAACCCCUGUAGACAAAGAUUGUGGGAAAAACCCAACCUGGAAUUUCCCUGUCAAGUUCACCAUGGACGAGUCCUUGGCCAAGAACAACGAGCCGAACCUCAAGUUCCGGAUCAAGUGCGAGCGUACCCUUGGAGACAAAGAACUUGGUCAAGUCAACAUUCCAGUUAAGGAGCUCCUGGAUUCACCAGGUGAAGGUAGUUCCAUCAAGUUCGUUAGAUACCAGGUAACGAAUCCGUCAGGAAGACCUGAAGGUACCCUGAAUUUUUCUUACAAGAUUGGAGACAAAGUUUCUAAGCCUGUCAAGUCAGAAAAAAGCAAGGGUGAUCAGCCCGUUGCUGCAUAUCCGACACACAUGGCGGCCGGGUCCAGUUCAGCCCCAUAUGGUGUGCCUGUACCUUAUCUUCCACCACAGACAGCUGGCUAUGGAUAUCCACCGCCUCCUGUAGCAGCGGCGUAUGGCGGAUACGCUUAUGGUGGAUACCCACAAAAGGCACCACCUCCACCAGGCUAUGGCUACCCACCUCCACGUCCACCUCCAGGUUAUGUUUACCCUCCACCAGGGGGAUAUGGGUACCCAGCAAUGCAACAGCCACCAAAGAAGAAUAGCAAGUUUGGAUUGGGAUUGGGAGUAGGGUUGCUUGGAGGGGCGAUUGGUGCGAUGUUGAUUUGA